Emys orbicularis (European pond turtle) is the source of this 6165-nucleotide messenger RNA. It is a transcript of the gene ABR, whose product is annotated as ABR activator of RhoGEF and GTPase. Gene Ontology annotation, molecular function: protein serine/threonine kinase activity; guanyl-nucleotide exchange factor activity; GTPase activator activity. The record is from RefSeq and is a predicted model, not a curated record. The transcript is spliced from 24 exons. NCBI's taxonomy places the organism in Eukaryota, Metazoa, Chordata, Testudines, Emydidae. Bases 1 to 3720 code for a protein of 1239 amino acids. Gene Ontology annotation, biological process: protein phosphorylation; intracellular signal transduction; positive regulation of GTPase activity. Gene Ontology annotation, cellular component: membrane.
AUGUGGGAGCCGGCGGAGUUCCAGCGGCACUGGCAGGCCGAGUUCCCCGGGGAGCCGGCGCCCCGCAUGCAGCUGGGCUCGGUGCGGGACAUGGAGCUGGAGCUGGAGCGCUGCCGGGGGAACCUGAGGCAGCUGCAGCAGGCGCUGGCCGAGGAGAAGUUCAAAGUCCUUUACCUGGAGACGGCUCUGGCCCGGGAGCCCCCGGCCCCCUCCCCGGACGGGCAGGCAGAGGAGCCGGUCCCCCUCCCGGACAUGCCCCCUGGCAAGAGGGGAGCCGCGGGGCGCGCGGUGCACAGCUUGGCCGCAGCCAUCCAGCACCAGCUGCAGCAGCACAAGCCAGCCCCGCGGGCCCGGAGGCAGGGCAGGCGGCAGCCCCCCAGGCGUGAGCACCCUGUAGGCCGGAGCACCCAGGAGGGGCCAGAUGGCCUGGCCACUGAGCAGGGCAGCGAUGCUCCAGCUGGGCACCCCCCUGGCCAGACCCAUGGCAGCGAGCCCCCCCCCCCCGUGCCCGUCCCCAGGGAGACCCAUGGCAGCGAGCCCCCCGUGCCCGUCCCCAGGGAGGCCCAUGGCAGCGAGCCCCCCGUGCCUGCUCCCAGGGAGGCCCAUGACAGUGAGACCCCCACUGAGCACCCCCACAGCAGCGAGUCCCUCAUCCCUGGGGAAGCCCAUGGUAGCGAGCCCCCCACUGGGCACCCCCAUGGCAGCGAUCCCCCUGUCCCCAUCCCUGCCCAGGCCCAUGGUAGCGAGCCCCCCACUGGGCACCCCCAUGGCAGUGAGCCCAUCUUUAGGGAGGUCCGUGGCCGGCAGCCCCAUGCCAAGAACACGCCUGGCCCCGGGGAGGGCAGCGUUGACCACGACUACGAGGAGGUGGACGUGAGUGAGAAGUUCCUCCUGAAUCCCGUCCUCUUAGGCUUCAGGAUCCUACCCCGGGGGUCCGGGGAGGAGCAGGACAGGCCCCACCGCUGGCUGCCCACCAUAGGGGGCAGGUGGCCCAAGCACAGCCGGGACCUGGACUCGCUGGAUGGGACGAAUGGGCGCAGCUCCCCCGUGCAGCACGAAGAGCAGCACCCGCUGCCCUGGAGACACAGGCGACACUUGGAUGUGCCUGGCAGGGACUCCUCCAGCUGCAGCUCCCCAGAGAGAGGCAGUGACUGCAGCUACAACAGCUCUGACCACGAGGACGGCUCCUCAGCAGACUUCAACUACGGGGCGGAGGACUACGACGCCGAGGGGAAUGAGGAGCCCAAAGUGCCGCCGGAGGGCUCGGAGACCAUGCCCUACAUUGACGAGUCGCCCACCAUGUCGCCGCAGCUCAGCACCCGCAGCCAGGAGAGCGGGGAUGGCGUCUCGCCCACGCCCACCGACGGCCUGGGCACUGGGGGCGAGCGGGAUGCCGGGAAGGGGCUGGAGAUGCGGAAGUUGGUGCUCUCGGGCUUCCUGGCCAGUGAGGAGAUCUACAUCAACCAGCUGGAGGCGCUGCUGCUGCCCAUGAAGCCGCUGAAGGCCACGGCCACCACCUCCCAGCCUGUCCUCACCAUCCAGCAGAUCGAGACCAUCUUCUACAAGAUCCAGGACAUCUACGAGAUCCACAAGGAGUUCUACGACAGCCUCUGCCCCAAGGUGCAGCAGUGGGACAGCAAGGUCACCCUGGGGCACCUCUUCCAGAAGCUGGCCAGCCAGCUGGGCGUGUAUAAAGCCUUCGUGGAUAACUACAAGGUCGCGCUGGAGACCGCGGAGAAAUGCAGUCAGAGCAACAACCAGUUCCAGAAGAUCUCGGAGGAGCUGAAAGUGAAGGGCCCCAAGGACUCCAAGGAGAACCACACCUCUGUCACCAUGGAAGCGCUGCUGUACAAGCCCAUCGACCGUGUGACACGGAGCACCCUGGUACUGCAUGACCUUCUCAAACACACGCCGGCCGACCACCCCGACUACCCGCUGCUGCAGGAUGCCCUCCGCAUCUCCCAGAACUUCCUGUCCAGCAUCAAUGAGGACAUCGACCCGCGGAGGACGGCAGUCACCACUCCGAAGGGGGAGACGCGGCAGCUGGUGAAGGAUGGCUUCCUGGUGGAGCUGUCUGAGGGCUCGCGGAAGCUGCGCCACGUCUUCCUCUUCACCGACGUCCUCCUCUGCGCCAAACUGAAGAAGACGGCGGUGGGGAAGCACCAGCAGUAUGACUGCAAGUGGUACGUGCCGCUGGCCGACCUGGUGUUCCCGGCCCCCGAGGAGUCGGAGCCCUGCCCGCAGGUGCACACCAUCCCGGACCACGAGCUGGAGGACAUGAAGAUGAAGAUCUCAGCCAUCAAGAGCGAGGUGCAGAAGGAGAAAGCCGGCAAGGGGCAGAGCCGAGCCAUCGAGCGCCUCAAGAAGAAGAUGUUUGAAAACGAGUUCUGGCUGCUCCUGAACUCCCCCACCAUCCCCUUCCGCAUCCACAACCGCAACGGGAAGAGCUACCUGUUCCUGCUCUCCUCGGACUACGAGCGGUCGGAGUGGAGGGAGGCCAUCCAGAAGCUGCAGAAGAAGGACCUCCAGGCCUUCGUGCUGAGCUCGGUGGAGCUGCAGGUGCUCACGGGGUCCUGCUUCAAACUGCGCACCGUCCACAACAUCCCCGUCACCAGCAACAAGGACGAUGACGAAUCCCCGGGACUCUACGGCUUCCUGCAUGUGAUUGUCCACUCUGCCAAGGGAUUCAAACAGUCUGCCAACCUCUACUGCACGCUGGAAGUGGACUCCUUCGGGUACUUUGUCAGCAAAGCAAAGACCAGGGUUUUCCGGGACACGACAGAGCCCCAGUGGAACGAGGAGUUCGAGAUCGAGCUGGAGGGCUCACAAUCGCUGCGCAUCCUGUGCUACGAGAAGUGCUACGACAAGACCAAGCUCAACAAGGACAACAACGAGAUUGUGGAUAAGAUCAUGGGCAAGGGGCAGGUCCAGCUGGACCCGCAGGCUGUGCCUACCAAGAACUGGCACAUGGACGUGAUUGAGAUGAAUGGGAUCAAGGUGGAGUUCUCCAUGAAGUUCACGAGCCGGGACAUGAGCCUGAAGAGGACCCCGUCCAAAAAGCAGACCGGCGUCUUCGGGGUGAAAAUCAGCGUUGUGACAAAGCGGGAGCGCUCCAAGGUGCCGUACAUCGUGCGGCAGUGCGUCGAGGAGGUGGAGAAGAGAGGCAUCGAGGAGGUCGGCAUCUACCGGAUCUCGGGGGUCGCCACGGACAUCCAGGCGCUGAAGGCAGCCUUCGAUGCAAAUAACAAGGACAUCCUGGUGAUGCUGAGCGACAUGGACAUCAACGCCAUCGCGGGCACCCUGAAGCUGUACUUCCGCGAGCUCCCCGAGCCCCUCCUCACAGACCGACUGUACCCUGCUUUCAUGGAGGGGAUAGCGCUCUCGGAUCCCGCCGCCAAGGAGAACUGCAUGAUGCACCUUCUCCGGUCGCUGCCCGACCCCAACCUCAUCACUUUCCUCUUCCUGCUGGAACACUUGAAAAGGGUUGCCGAAAAGGAGCCCAUCAACAAAAUGUCCCUUCACAACCUGGCCACGGUCUUUGGCCCAACACUGCUGAGACCCUCCGAGGUGGAGAGCAAAGGACACCUCACCUUGGCCUCUGACAUCUGGUCCCACGACGUUAUGGCACAGGUCCAGGUUCUCCUUUACUACCUGCAGCACCCUCCCAUCUCUUUCGCUGAGCUGAAACGCAACACACUCUACUUCUCCACAGACGUGUAGCCUGCGCUGAGAAGGCACCAGCCGCACACGAACCCAGCCUCCCGGAGCGUGGGGUACAGCACAGACUAGCCUCGCCCCUGCGGGGAGACGGGCACUUCCCCAGGACAGUGCCCUCCAGCCCUGGCCCUGGCCCUGCGCGCCCUCUGUCUAGUAGUCGUGUCUUACGUACCUUCGUGGUCAGGAAUUGUUUUAUGUAUAUUCGUUCGACAGAAGAGGUAGUGACUGACAAGGGCCGCGGGCUCCUCGCUUCGUUCAUUUCCUGCCAGGCUCCUUCGAAGGCCAUUGCAACUUUCCUUUCGCCCUCUCCAGCUUCAGCCAAACGUCCCCUCGGCUCACCCCGCUCGAAGCCUGCAGCAUUGCACCAGUGCCUGUUUGUUUUGCCUGGUCCCCUGUGCGUGCAUGUGCAGCGUUGGCUGGCCUCUCUUGCUUCAGAGGCUGAGAAGGGACCAAGGGCUCCCCCUUUCUACCCAUCAAGACAACAAGCUCCACUUUGCCUUGCUGGCCGUGUGAAUGGAGGACUCUGCAUCUGGACUCUGCUCCCUCUUGGAGCAAACCUUUGGCCACAAGAGUGUGUGGGGGGAGGAAGGGAGCUUUUUAACGUCCGUUCCAGGUGCUUUAUGACUUCAUCCUCUAGGGCCCGUGGCCUGUGCUUUCUGCCUGUUUGUUGUGUACUCUGUGGUUAUCCCCCUGCUGUUCUCCUCCCGCUGUGUAGUGUUGGGGGUAACCUGCUCUCUAGGAGGGGGUGGAGGUGCCUUUGGCAGGCUAGUGUGGAAAGAAGAAAGGGCUGUCCCAUUAUGCUACCACUAUUACCCCGCCUCCAUCUGGGUGUGCAAACUGACUAGCCUCUAGCCCCCGGCUGUGUCUCCGGGGACGUUCGGGGUACGGCUGAGGUUACGUCAGGAGCUCCCCGAAGCACACCUGCUGGAGUGAUCCGCUGGGAGAACGCCCUCAGUACUGCAGCGCGAGGGAGUGACUGUCCCGAAAGUCUCACAUCCCUCGUCAAUGCAAUGCCUUAGCACCCGUUCCUCUCCGGCAGUCGGCUAAUGGAGACUGGGCAGCAGCACAGUGUAACAGGGCACUUGGGUUCCUUCCCCAGCAUUAACCAGGGGGGCCUCUUCCCGCCGGGAGCUGCACGGGGCAGCCUCUCCGCUGCGCUACCCUUCUGAGAACCAGGCGCAGGGGAGGGAGGGAGCCAGGCUCUGCUUUGGUGCCACCCAGCCACACGCAGGCCGGCCCCUUGUAAACACCGCAGGAGGCUGCAGGACAACAGCUGCUUUUUGUUCCUUCCUGCACCAAGGUAAACCGCUUCUGAGCUGAAAGUGAACUCAAAGGGCAGAGCCUCAUGGAGACAGGGCUGGAAGAGGAAAGCCCCAUGUGCUUGGAACAGGAGCUGGAUUCUCCCCAUGUGGCCCUCCCUCGUUCCACCAGCCUGACAUGGUGGAAGCUAAAGCACAUCCAUUGAUCCAUUCAACCGGCUGGGACAGCUGCCCCCCAGCUGGUUCCCUCCAGCCCUUGUGGCAAGGCAGUGUUGGCUCCACCUGCUGGCUGGGACGUGCCCCACAGACAAACACUUGUAUCUUGUGUUCGCUCUUCUGUGGGCUCCUGCUCUCAUAACUUGAGAGCACCCCAACCUGCCCCCAUGCCCGGAGCCCACAGACAGGUGCUGGGACCUGCCAAGGAAACUAACCCUGCCUGUUCUGACCACUGAGCCCCUGUUCUUGGGGGGGAAAGCCCCGCCCACUGCCCCCACACCCUCUGUGCCAAAUGCCGAUGGACAGCUGGUUUAUUUGGGGUGACCAAGCAUAUCCCUUGUAGCAGUAGCGCUGCCUUUAACUGCUGUUCCACGUGCUGAAAGCACCAGGCAUGUCCUAAAGACCAGCUUCAGGGGGGCUGAACGCAGCUGCUAGCCCCACAGCACUGAAGCAGCUAAAGGGAGAGGGAAGUCUGGCAAUGUCAGUCUAAAGGGCUUACACUCCAGCCCCCACUGCUGGCCUGCUGGCGGAGCAGAUGAGAAAUGGCGUUGGACACACUGACCAGGUGUCACACUUUGCCCUGGAUAAUGGGGCUGAGCGAAGAUCUAACUGCACAAUGGACCCCUGUGUGUUUUAUGUACCUACAUCUGUCAACUGUGGUGUCAUUCCAAAGGGAGACUAUGGCCCACCCCCACCCCACGCCAGGUCAAAGGGCUGGAGACCAGCCCCCUGCACAAACUGUGGCAAUCGCAUGGGCUGUGUUUUCAUUUUUCCUACAGCGGGGUGGGAGGUGUCGGACUCUUAUGGCUACAGGUAGAAUAGAACGGUUCAUUCAUAUUUGACUUUUACUAAGUUAAGAUCUAUUUUUUGUUUGUGUUCUGUUUCAACUUCUGUAGAUUAUAAACUUUCAAUGGAUGUAAACCAUGUGAAAAAAUGUUAAUAAAAUGCAAAGCCCUGACGUUUGCACAAAAAG